This is a messenger RNA of Cucumis sativus (cucumber), 2615 nucleotides long. Its product is annotated as putative pentatricopeptide repeat-containing protein At3g25970. Bases 137 to 2251 code for a protein of 704 amino acids. The transcript is spliced from 2 exons. Gene Ontology annotation, molecular function: protein binding; RNA binding. Lineage: Eukaryota; Viridiplantae; Streptophyta; Magnoliopsida; Cucurbitales; Cucurbitaceae. The record is from RefSeq and is a predicted model, not a curated record. Gene Ontology annotation, biological process: RNA modification.
AGUGUUUGUAUUUAUAUUGUAUUUCUUAGAGAAAAGUGUUUUACUUUUCAAAUUUCAUCCCUAACAUUCGAAUUAAAAGACAUAUUUUAGUCAAUGAAGUUUGAGAAAUGUUUAGUUGAAGUUUGGCUACCCAUGAAUGAGGCCAUUGUCAGCAGUUGGGACAUCAUUUCGAGCUUUGGCCAAUCUUUUGUUAAACCAUUCUCUGGCCGUCAAAUUGGGUACCAUUGCAGACGUUUACACUUGCAACAAUAUCCUCAAUGGGUAUUGGAAAUGCAAAGAGUUACGAUCUGCAGAUGUACUGUUCGACGAAAUGCCGAUGAGAGACUCUGUAUCAUGGAAUACGAUGAUCGCGGGGCAUAUAAACUGUGGAAACUUGGAGGCUUCAUGGGAUGUUCUUAGGUGCAUGAGAAGUUGUGGUUUUGAGCUGGAUAGAUAUACCUUUGGAAGCAUGCUGAAAGGCAUUGCUUUUGCUGGAAUGUUUCAUUUGGGUCAGCAAGUACAUUCUAUCAUCAUUAAGAUGGGUUAUGCUGAAAAUGUAUAUGCAGGGAGUGCUCUCUUAGAUAUGUAUGCAAAAUGUGAGAAACUUGAGGAUGCAUAUUUGUCGUUCUUAAGUAUAUCAAAACACAACACUGUUUCGUGGAAUGCAAUGAUUAAUGGAUAUGCUCAAGCCGGUGACCGUGAGACCGCAUUUUGGUUGUUAGAUUGCAUGGAGCAAGAAGGUGAGAAGGUUGAUGAUGGCACAUAUGCUCCUCUUUUGCCUUUGCUUGAUGAUGCUGACUUCUGUAACUUAACAAGCCAACUCCAUGGAAAAAUUAUAAAACAUGGAUUGGAACUUGUUAAUACAAUGUGUAAUGCCUUGAUCACUUCUUAUUCAAAAUGUGGAUCCCUUGAUGAUGCCAAAAGGAUUUUCGAUAGUUCGGCAGGCAUUCGGGAUUUAGUUACAUGGAACUCCUUGUUGGCUGCUUACCUGUUGCGUAGUCAGGAAGAUCUUGCUUUUAAACUCUUGAUUGACAUGCAAGAACAUGGUUUUGAACCAGACUUGUAUUCAUACACAAGCAUCAUCAGUGCUUGUUUUAACGAAAAUAUUAGCAAUAAUGGUAGAUCCUUACAUGGGUUGGUGAUAAAGAGAGGAUUUGAACAGUCGGUGCCAAUUUCAAAUGCAUUGAUUUCUAUGUAUCUUAAAUCAGACUAUGGCUCAAUGAAAGAAGCCCUAUGUAUAUUUGAAUCCUUGGAGUUUAAGGACCGUGUGUCUUGGAAUUCAAUCUUAACUGGAUUAUCACAAACGGGGUCGAGCGAAGAUGCAGUGAAGUCUUUUCUGCAUAUGAGAUCUGCAGCAAUGGACAUUGAUCACUAUUCCUUUUCUGCCGUACUCAGAUCAUGUUCAGAUUUGGCUACAUUUCAAUUGGGACAACAGAUUCAUGUCUUGGCACUUAAAUACGGUUUGGAGUCCAACGAGUUUGUUUCAAGUUCUUUAAUCUUCAUGUAUUCCAAGUGUGGAAUUAUUGAAGAUGCUAGAAGAUCAUUUGAAGAGGCUUCAAAGAACUCUUCAAUCACUUGGAAUGCACUUAUGUUUGGUUAUGCUCAACAUGGUCAGUGCAAUGUUGCAUUAGACCUCUUCUUUCUAAUGGAAGAAAAAAAGGUGAAAAUGGAUCACAUAACCUUCGUUGCAGUUCUGACCGCCUGUAGCCAUAUUGGUUUAGUAGAACAAGGCUGCAAAUUCCUGCGGUGUAUGGAAUCUGAUUAUGGCGUUCCUCCACGGAUGGAGCACUAUGCUUGUGCAGUUGAUCUAUACGGGCGUUCUGGACGUCUUGAAGAAGCCAAGGCCUUGAUUGAAGAAAUGCCAUUCAAACCAGACACCACCGUGUGGAAGACAUUCUUGGGCGCGUGCCGCUCUUGUGGCAACAUUGAGUUAGCUUGUCAGGUUGCAGGCCAUCUGCUAGAGAUGGAGCCUGAAGAGCAUUGCACUUAUGUUCUUCUCUCAAACAUGUAUGGAAAUUUAAUGAGAUGGGAUGAGAAGGCCAAAGUGAAAAGGCUAAUGAAGGAAAGAGGAGUUAAGAAAGUCCCUGGUUGGAGUUGGAUUGAAGUUAACAACAAUGUACAUGCUUUCAUUGCACAAGAUCAUUCUCAUCCCAGUUGCCAACAGAUCUACUUUUUGCUUGAAGUACUUUUGGAGGAAAUCACAAGAAUGGAAGAUGCUGAUGGUUUUAAGAGUUUUCUGGAGCAGGAAGAAUUAAGCUAUGCAAAUGCAUAAUUCGACCUUAUUAAGGACUUAGAAAGUGAAUUCAAACAAAUUGAUCUUGAUUAACAGGGGAGCGGAGCAGUGUUUCAAACACAAGUUUCGUUCUCUUGAGGCCAUGGAAGUUCAAAAGUAAAAGUGGGUUGGUUUAAGUUGAAUUUGGCCAACAAAAUUGACCGUUUUGAAAUGUUGAGUUGAUUAAAUUAAUGGAAGCCAACUUCAAAAUUGAAGUUGACUAACUGAUGCUUUAUAGUUUUAGAUGUUGUGAAACUAUACCGUGUUAUUUUAACUUAGAAGUAUAAUCUCAAACCGAUGAAAGUGAUUCAAUUUGUUUAGACUUAUUUGAUAUGAUAAUGAUUUACUCUGCCUUUCAAAUUUA